AUGGCGGAAACACCGAAGAAGCUCAGGCAAACCCCACAAAAAUCACUCAAAUCCACUCCAAAAACUCCGAGUCCUCAGACCCCACAAACCCUAGUAUCACCUCGGCGCUCCUCCCGCCUCAGUUCUUCACCGCCUCCGUCACGUCAAAAGGAUUUACCUGUGACCACACCAAGAGGUUCAAUUAAUCAAAGAAUCAAAUACGCGAAGAAUGUAGAUAGGUUGAAGAAGAAAUUGGACGCAAGCGAUCCGAUCAAGCAUGAUGAUGCAUUUUCCCCUGUCUCUCCUGAUCGGACGGAAACGAAGAAAAGGAAGAGCAGAACUGAAAAUGUGGGUGAUAGAGUAAAGGUUAAAGUUUUGAGAAAUAAGAAAGAGGAAGGGAAGAAGAGAGAUUCUACAAAACCCAAAAGGAGAGUGUAUUAUAAGAAGGUGUCUUAUGAUGGGGGAGAGUUUGCGGUGGGAGAUGAUGUUUAUGUGAAGAGGAGAGAGGAUGCGAGCUCAGAUGAUGAUGAACCUGAAGUUGAGGAGUGUAGGGUUUGUUUCAGGACUGGCAGAAAUGUAAUGAUUGAGUGCGAUGAUUGUUUAGGUGGAUUUCAUUUGAAAUGCUUAAAACCGCCAUUAAGAAAAGUUCCUGAAGAGGAUUGGAUUUGUGGGUAUUGUGAAGCCAAGAAAUUGGGGAAGAAAGUAGAAUUACCAGAGGCGCCAACAGGGAAAAAAAGGCGUAGAACUGCAAAAGAAAAACUACUUUCAAGCGAUUUGUGGGCAGCCAGGAUUGAAAGUUUAUGGAAAGAGGUUGAUGGUAGCUUCUGGUUUCGGGGUCAAUGGUAUAUAAUUCCCGAGGAAACAUCUGCCGGUAGACAGCCACAUAAUCUAAAAAGGGAGCUAUAUAGAACCAAUGACUUUGCUGAUAAUGAGAUGGAAACUGUCCUUAGACAUUGCUUUGUCAAGACUCCAAAUGAAUAUGCCAAGGCUGAAAAUGAAGGUGAUGAUGUGUUUCUAUGUGAAUAUGAAUAUGACGUGAAAUGGCACAGCUUCAAGCGAAUUGCUGACGUCGAUAAUAAUAAAGAGGAUGAUGAAGAAGCCGACCAUGAUGAAGAUUGGAGUUGUAAUGAGGAUUCUGACUCUGAGACAGAUGAAGACUUGGAAUAUGAAAAGGAGGAUGCAUAUAAAUCAAUACGUGGUUCAACCCCGGGUCAUGAAGUGGCUGCAAACUCAAGAAAGGGCCAUACGUUUGGACUCCAGAAAAUCGGGACAAAGAGAAUCCCGGAGCAUGUGAGAUCUCACAAGCCGACUGAACUUGAAAAGGCAAAAGCAACACUUCUGUUGGCAACUUUACCCAAAUCUCUGCCAUGUAGGAACAAAGAGAUGGAAGAAAUAACUGCAUUUAUCAAAGGUGCUAUAUGUGAUAAUCAAUGUCUAGGACGUUGUCUUUACAUCCAUGGUGUUCCAGGAACCGGCAAGACAAUGAGUGUGCUUUCAGUGAUGCGUAGCCUUCGGUCUGAAGUUGAGGCUGGAAUUACUAAACCAUACUCCUUUGUGGAGAUAAAUGGUCUGAAACUGGCUGCAGCAGAGAACAUAUACAGAGUAAUUUAUGAAGCUUUAACAGGACACAGGGUUAGUUGGAAAAAAGCUCUCAACUUACUGAAUGACAGGUUUUCAAAUGGGACUAAAAGUAGCAAAGAUGAUGAUCGUCCUUGUAUUCUUCUCAUUGAUGAGCUUGAUCUUCUAGUAACUAGAAAUCAAUCGGUCUUGUACAACAUUCUUGAUUGGCCUACUAAGCAACAUUCCAAACUAAUUGUGAUAGGAAUAGCAAAUACCAUGGAUCUUCCCGAGAAGUUGCUUCCCAGAAUUUCUAGUCGAAUGGGUAUACAAAGGCUUUGCUUUGCUCCAUAUAACUACUUGCAGCUGCAAGAAAUCAUUGCGUGCCGUCUUAAAGGGAUUGAUGCAUUUGAGAAACAAGCUAUAGAGUUUGCUUCAAGAAAGGUUGCAGCAGUUUCAGGAGAUGCACGCCGUGCCCUUGAGAUAUGUCGUCGUGCAGCAGAACUUGCAGACUAUCGAGUUAAGAAAUCAAUUUCACUUCCGAAAACGGGAAAAUCCCUGGUUGGCAUGGCUGAAGUUGAAGCAGCCAUACAGGAGAUGUUCCAGGCUCCACAUAUCCAGGUAAUGAGGAGUUGUUCUAAACUGAGUAAGGUCUUCUUAGCGGCGAUGGUACAUGAGCUCUAUAAAACAGGAAUGAGUGAGACCACCUUUGAAAAGUUGGCCCAAACCGUUUCAUGUCUCUGUACAAGCAAUGGAAUAACAUUUCCUGGAUGGGACACACUAUUGAGAAUUGGCUGUAAGCUUGGUGAAUCAAGAAUCGUUUUGAGUGAAUCAGGAGCAAGUCAUAGGUUGCAGAAAUUGCAGCUCAAUUUUCCUAGCGAUGAUGUGAGUUUUGCACUGAAAGACAGCGAGGAGCUACCUUGGUUGACCAAGUAUAUCUGAUAUCGAAGGCUAGAUGUGGUGUCGAUCUCAUUUACGAGUUUAAUUGUAUCUUCAAAUUAUUCAUAAUACCUAUAAACAUUCUCAUUGAUUUUUAUUGUUCAAGUUUUGACCACAAAUGUCAAGGACAAGGCUACUGAUCAGUUUACCUUUAUGUUGUUUGUAC
This is a messenger RNA of Cynara cardunculus var. scolymus (artichoke), 2641 nucleotides long. Its product is annotated as origin of replication complex subunit 1A-like. Gene Ontology annotation, biological process: mitotic DNA replication checkpoint signaling; DNA replication initiation. The coding region runs from base 1 to 2478 and encodes 825 amino acids. Gene Ontology annotation, molecular function: ATP hydrolysis activity; DNA replication origin binding; ATP binding. The transcript has 16 exons. Lineage: Eukaryota; Viridiplantae; Streptophyta; Magnoliopsida; Asterales; Asteraceae. The record is from RefSeq and is a predicted model, not a curated record. Gene Ontology annotation, cellular component: nuclear origin of replication recognition complex.